Molecule: messenger RNA, 1916 nt
Organism: Trifolium pratense (red clover)
Lineage: Eukaryota; Viridiplantae; Streptophyta; Magnoliopsida; Fabales; Fabaceae
Product: zinc finger CCCH domain-containing protein 62-like
Exons: 9
Coding region: 172-1533 (453 amino acids)
Molecular function (GO): metal ion binding
Source: RefSeq, a predicted model, not a curated record
AAAGAUACCUCGCUAAUUGUGCUGUCUUAAUUUAGUUUUAUUAAGUACGAGUAAUUGGUGUCAAUUGUGUGGGAAAUUCAAACCUUAAACCUGCAACGGUCGACAACACAAUCCAAAAGGUUACACUCUUCUUCCUCUUCUGCUACUCACACUCUUAACCAAAUCGUUUCAAUGGCAACCAAAGAAGAUUCAUCAAUGGAUUUUCACGAAAUCAUCAUCGAAAGUGAAGGAUCAAACUCAAAUUCCGAAUGGGACGAUUCAGAAGAAGAUCCUGAUUACGACAUGCUCGAAGAAACUCAUCGUAGCUUCUCCAAUCUCUCACUCAAAAACAAGGCAAAAAAGCGCAUAGUUGAGAAUAUGGGUAUGGAUAGUGCGAUCAACUCAGAAGUGUUGGAGUUGAAUACACCUUCUGUUGAUGGUGAUAGUUUUGAAAAAGUUCAGAAAAUAAUAAAGGCUGGACUGCUAGAGAAAUUGAAAGUGGAUGAAUGCAAGAUUUAUUUGAAGAAGAAUGGUCUGAGGCUAACUGGGAAUAAGGACACACUUAUCCAGCGUAUAAAGGAGCAUCAAGAGAUUAUAAAUGGUGGAGGGGAGAAAAAGUAUCCGCCUCAUAGCUUUGUGUUGAAUUGUAAAGGUGAUGCAUGUACUGGUGAUGUUGUUUUGUUUGAGCAGAAUGUUUAUGAAAUGUUCAACAUAGCAUCCAGGAGUGGCGGCGGUCCACCGUGUGGCAAAAGGACUGUUGCAGGCCGCAUAGUGAAAGAAAGCUAUGGUGCUGCCAAACAACAGCAUACAUUUACGAUUGAAGUGCUUUGGAGCAAGGGAGAAAAGCCUCUCCCUCCCCUUCACCCCCUACUGAUUAAGGGUCGAAACCUUUAUAGGUUGAAGACUUUGAGACAGAAAUGGGAGGAUGAAGGGCAAAGGCAAAAACUGUUGAUGGAAAAGCACUCUCGGGGAUCCGUUGCUAGGGCAGAUAGGGAAGCAAGAAUACAGGAAAAGGAGAUGAGAAAAUCAAUGAAGGAAAAUAGGAUCUCAAAAAAGGAUUCAGCAAAGAACCAAUCUCAAUCACAUUCAUCCAUCGUAAGGCCACAAAUUCAACCUCAAGAAACAACAAAUGUACUCAUUAUUCCACCAUCUGCAAUUGUAAAUAAACCAGCAGCUGUAACUGAACAGCCCGUUCGGUCUAUUGACUCUCGAGCUGUCACAGUGGGAUCUGACCAGUUCCGAAAUUCAGGAAAACCGUCUUUUAAUUCAAACCAUUAUUAUGCCGACUAUAAUUACAGAGACAAACCAACUACUGUUGAGAGAUACCAUCCUUCCAUGGUUGAGACAAACAAUUUUGCUGAGAGAACUUUUUAUCCAAGGAAGCCUUUGUCAAGUGCAAAUCACUUUGUUCCGCGUUUUGCAAAUGCAAAUCACAUCCAUACAGUGAUCCCAAACCGAGAAAGCUAUCAGCAAAAACAGUUUUGUAGACAUUUUGCGCGUGGAAGAUGCCAUUUUGGAGAUAACUGCAAAUUCUUACAUGGUGGGAGAGACUAAGGGAAUGGAUGAACUGAAAAACUUUGUAGUGGCAUAAUGUCAUAGAUGUUUUGGCUUUUGAAAUUAAAAUUUUUGUCUGUUACAAAUGUUAAUCUGGUCUGUCCUUUCUCUGGAUGGAUAGAUACUUUGGUAUUAAAAUUGAAAAGUUAAUCUAUUGUUUUAUCUACUACUAUUACACUUAUUAUUGUGGUGUAUUCCUAUUGCACGGUUGAAUUAAAAGUUCUUAGUGAAUACUAAUGGGUUUAUCUAUCAUGUGCAAAUUUGUACAUGUUAAGAAAUUCAAAAUAGUAAGUUUACAUUGGAACUUAUGCGUUUUAUAUUAAAUGUAUAAUUUUUUAAUAAAUAAUUAUUGUUUUGCAAUAAAUAGUUACUAUUUUUGGUUA